AGCCGAGCGGAGGGAAGCGGGCUGUCUGUCUGCCGGCUUGGUCUCGCUCGCUAGCCGGCCCCAGGGUUGGAGCGGUCGGUGUGGCCCGCCUGCUGCCGCCUCCUGCCCCGCUGCCUGUGGUGGGUGGUCGAUGCCGCUGGCGGCCGCUGCGCCGGUCCGGGGGGGGCGAUGCUGCCGAGGCGCAGCUCGCUGACGGGGCUGGCGGUGGGCUUGUUCGCCGUCUACGUGGCGCACACCUGCUGGGUGAUGUACGGCAUCGUCCAUACCCGGCCUUGCCUCGCCGCCGCUGCCGCCGCCCGCGGGGCCGAAGGGAACGACGGCUGCAUCCGGCCUUACCUGGCGCGACGGCCCAAGCUCCAGCUGAGUGUUUACACAACCACACGAUCCAACAUAGGAACUGAAAAUAAUAUAGAUCUAGUUCUGAAUGUGGAGAAUUUUGAUGUCAAUUCCAAAUUUGAAAGGACAGUUAAUGUAUCUGUACCAAAGAAAACACGAAAUAAUGGGACAUUAUAUGCCUACAUAUUUCUUCAUCAUGCUGGAAUUCUGCCUUGGCGUGAUGGCAAAGAGGUGCAUAUGGUAAGCCCUCUGACUACCUAUAUGGUACCAAAACCAGAAGAAAUUAAUCUUCUCACAGGAGAAUCUGUCACCCAGCAAAUUGAAGCAGAAAAGAAGCAGACCUAUGCCCUAGAUGAGCCUGUCUCUCAUUGGAGGUCCAGGCUAACCUUAAAUGUUAUGGUGGAAGAUUUUGUCUUUGAUGGAUCUUCUCUCCCAGCUGAUGUGCACAGAUACAUGAAAAUGAUUCAGUUAGGCAAGACAGUGCAUUAUCUUCCAAUAUUAUUUAUUGAUCAACUGAGCAACAGAGUGAAAGAUUUAAUGAUUAUAAACCGUUCUACAACAGAACUGCCACUUACGGUGUCCUAUGAUAAAAUAUCCCUGGGAAAACUUAGAUUUUGGAUCCACAUGCAAGAUGCUGUUUACUCCCUGCAGCAGUUUGGUUUUUCAGAAAAAGAUGCUGAUGAAGUAAAGGGCAUUUUUGUGGAUACAAACCUCUAUUUUCUUGCUUUGACCUUCUUUGUUGCAGCAUUCCAUCUUCUCUUUGAUUUCCUUGCAUUCAAAAAUGACAUCAGCUUCUGGAAAAAAAAGAAGAGCAUGAUUGGCAUGUCUACAAAAGCAGUUCUUUGGCGAUGCUUCAGUACUGUGAUCAUAUUUCUUUUCCUCUUUGAUGAGCAAACAAGCUUGUUGGUGCUGAUUCCUGCUGGUGUUGGGGCAGUAAUUGAGCUCUGGAAAGUGAAGAAAGCAUUGAAAAUGACAAUUGAAUGGAAUGGUCUGAAACCAGUAAUGAAGUUUGGUGCAUUCACUGAAUCUGAAAAGAAAACGGAGGAGUAUGAUACCCAGGCCAUGAAGUACUUGUCAUAUUUACUAUAUCCAUUGUGUAUUGGAGGUGCAAUUUACUCACUACUGAAUAACAAAUACAAAAGUUGGUAUUCGUGGUUAAUCAACAGUUUUGUCAAUGGUGUAUAUGCUUUUGGAUUUCUAUUUAUGUUGCCGCAAUUAUUUGUAAAUUAUAAGAUGAAAUCUGUUGCACAUUUGCCAUGGAAGGCAUUCACUUAUAAAGCAUUCAACACUUUCAUUGAUGAUAUAUUUGCAUUUAUCAUCACAAUGCCAACAUCUCAUCGGCUGGCAUGUUUUAGAGAUGAUGUCGUGUUUCUGGUUUACCUUUACCAAAGAUGGCUUUAUCCUGUGGAUAAGAGCAGAGUGAAUGAAUAUGGAGAAUCCUAUGAAGAGAAGCCAAAAAGAAAGCCCCACAAAGAAUAAUUUAAGAUAACUCUAAGAGCCUCUUUGGACUGAUACUGACUGCAAAUGUUGUAUGACUUUUAAAAGAGAUGAAGCAAAAGAGUAUUCUUCAAGGCUUGUGACAGAACUUAAUGGACAAUAUAUCAUCUACAUUGCCAAAACAUGUUUUCAUUGCCUGUGGAUCUAACUAUCUUCUUUUUUUUUCAUUUGUGUAUUCAGGGGUGUCAAGAAGCCUGCCAAUACUUCUGCCAGGUUUCCCACAAAAACUUAUCAUUUUGAAUUUCUGUGAGCAUUUCUGCAUAAAUAUCUGUGUCUGUUCUAUUUAUAGUCUUAAACCAUCCCACUGACUGACGGUGUAGUACAUACAGUAUGUUUUAAGCCACCACUUAGACUGUGAGGAGGGAAAUAUUGUCAAUAAUUAUGAAAAGGUGAUAAAAUGAUGAAUUCAGCCCUUGAAUUUCAAAAUUUUUGUACUCUGUUGGUACAGUGAUCCAGCCAAACCCUUUUAUGUUACAGUGAGAGAGAGUAUGCCACAUGCGCUUAGCUCUAGUUUGGAAUUCAGCUGGGUUGAAAAAUGGGGUUUUGGCUGGAUUGUGUGCCCAAUUUUGUAUCUCCUUCCCUACUAUGAGCAACUUUUUAAAAAAGACAAAAAAACUCUGGUAACUGAUGAACUAGUUACUAGAAAUUUUACCAUCAUACAAAGGCAUGCACUCUAUACUGUAUCUGAUAACAAUUCUAAUCUAGCACUGGACAUGUAAAACUUGUAACUUUUUAAAAAUGCAUUUUUAAAUUGCAAAAUCUUAUUAACAGAAGUCUAACUGAGCAUGUGCAGUGAAUAGCAACCGGUAGGGGUAUUUUUUUUAAAACAAGGCCAAAAUAUUUUUCUGUAGUCUUAGAAUUGGAAUUUUUUUGAUUCCUCCCAAACUGAACCCUUUUUCCUAAAGUGAGCCAUUACGUUGUAGUCAGACAUCUUUUUCAGAGGGUGUAAAUACAUAUUUGCAUGACACUAUUGUGCCAAUUAUACAUCGGCAGGGAAAAUGAAGACUUUUUCUUACAUUGACAUAAACAAUGUCUAGAAUAAGUGGUUUUGAUGCAACUAGUAAACAGAAUGGAGGCAUCAAGAGAAAUUUAUAGGAAGAAAUUGUAUUCAAAAUUGCUAGAAAAACUAUCCAAAUGCCUUUUGUGUUUGGAUAUGGGGCUGUAUGUAGCCUUUUGCAACUAUCCUUUUUAUGUCUGUAUUCAUCAAAUAAUGGCACUGCUUCUCCUGAAAUAUAAUUUCAGCAUGCUCAAAAUGCAAGUGGGGAAAAAUUCACUUCUGUUCAGGCAUGAAACUGAAAAGAGGUGCAAUCCUGCAAAUCCUAUUUUGAAGCUAAUCCCCAUUGCAUUCCGUGGGAUUCUUACUCCUGGACAAUAAUAUACAAAGUUGCAGAGUUUUAGACCCAGAUGCCUAACAUUUUGAGCACUGCAGUACAAACAAGGACCUCCUAUGCAUGAAAAGGUAUGGGAGCUCUGUGCCACUGGACCACUUGCCCGCCCCACCUGUAAAGGAAUCACUGGAUUUGGGGUGUAGAGCUUAUCAUGCCAUGUCCCCUUGUGAAUGUUUGAUAGUGACCUUUGUUGCCAAAAGGUUUUGCAUUUAAUCUGAGUACCGAUGCGUAUUUUCUUCACUUCCAACAAGCCCAAGUUCACUGGUAUUUGAUUUUUCACAGACGAUAGCAAGUUGCUUGUUGUGAGUUAUUAGUGUGGGAACUUGAUAAUGGGUUGGAAUCAGACUAAGACUGUCAUGCUCUCGCCCCACUCAAAGUAAUAGUACAGAAUUAACUUACAAAUUUCAAUGGGACCAAAAAUGAUAUAUCCAACUCUCUGCCCAAUAAUCUUAAUAAAUAAUAUUGCCCCCCAAAACACUUCAUUUCUUCUGUCAGCUUUACUUUUAUUUAUUUCUGUAAAACAGAAUUUAAAUCUCUGAAAUGUGUCCAGGGUUAAACUGGUCCAAGCAAGACCAAUUAUUUUUAAGUCUGAACUAUUAAAAAUAUUGCCUUGGCAGUAAUAGUCACAUUCCAAGUUUUUUGGCUGGGUGGUGUUUAUAAAUACAGAGUAUCUGUGCUUAGCUGAAUAAUUUGCAGUGCAAAUAUUAUUUGAUUUAAAUGAACAUGUUUUGUUCUAAAGUUUGAAUGGAGUGACAUCGAAUUGUCCUGUCAAAGCAGAGAGACCUGGUUAGCCUCUCGUCCAGUCAGUGCUUUGUUUCCUUCACUCUAUGUACAAAUAAAUGUUUAUGGAUAUA
Messenger RNA from Pogona vitticeps (central bearded dragon), 4075 nucleotides. It is a transcript of the gene CLPTM1L, whose product is annotated as CLPTM1 like. NCBI's taxonomy places the organism in Eukaryota, Metazoa, Chordata, Lepidosauria, Squamata, Agamidae. The record is from RefSeq and is a predicted model, not a curated record. Gene Ontology annotation, cellular component: membrane; endomembrane system.